Molecule: messenger RNA, 1008 nt
Organism: Saccharomyces paradoxus
Lineage: Eukaryota; Fungi; Ascomycota; Saccharomycetes; Saccharomycetales; Saccharomycetaceae
Gene: BTS1
Product: farnesyltranstransferase
Exons: 1
Coding region: 1-1008 (335 amino acids)
Biological process (GO): isoprenoid biosynthetic process
Molecular function (GO): prenyltransferase activity
Source: RefSeq, a predicted model, not a curated record
AUGGAGGCCCAGAUAGAUGAGCUGAUCAAUAAUGAUCCUGUUUGGUCCAGCCAAAAUGAAAGCUUGAUUUCAAAACCCUAUAACCAUAUCCUUUUGAAACCAGGCAAGAACUUUAGACUAAACUUGAUACUUCAAAUUAACAGAGUUAUGGAUUUGCCCAAAGACCAGCUGGCCAUAGUUUCGCAAAUAGUUGAGCUCUUGCAUAACUCCAGCCUUCUAAUCGACGACAUAGAAGAUAAUGCUCCCUUAAGAAGGGGACAGACCACUUCGCAUUUAAUCUUUGGCGUCCCAUCCACUAUAAAUACCGCGAAUUAUAUGUAUUUCAGAGCUAUGCAACUCGUAUCACAGCUGACCACAAAAGCGCCUCUGUACCAUGAAUUGAUUACGAUUUUCAACGAAGAAUUGAUUAAUCUACAUAGGGGACAAGGCUUGGAUAUAUAUUGGAGAGACUUUCUGCCUGAAAUCGUGCCUACUCAAGAAAUGUAUCUGAAUAUGGUCAUGAAUAAAACAGGCGGCCUUUUCAGAUUGACAUUGAGACUCAUGGAAGCGUUGUCUCCUUCCUCACACCACGGCCAUUCGUUGGUUCCUUUCAUAAAUCUUUUAGGUAUAAUUUACCAAAUUAGAGAUGAUUACUUGAAUUUGAAAGACUUUCAAAUGUCUAACGAAAAAGGCUUCGCUGAAGACAUUACAGAGGGCAAGUUAUCUUUUCCCAUUGUUCAUGCCCUUAACUUCACUAAAAUUGAAGGUCAAACUGAGCAACACAAUGAAAUUCUAAGAAUUCUCCUGUUGAGGACAAGUGAUAAAGAUAUAAAAUUAAAGCUGAUUCAAUUACUGGAAUUCCACACUAAUUCAUUGGCCUACACCAAAAAUUUUAUUAAUCAAUUAGUGAAUAUGAUAAAAAAUGAUGAUGAAAAUAAGUAUUUACCUGAUUUGGCUUCGCAUUCUAAUACCGCUACCAAUUUACAUGACGAAUUGUUAUAUAUAAUAGACCACUUAUCCGAAUUGUGA